GGUUGUCACCGAUCAAUCUCGAGAAGAGAACUGCUCGGAUGUUUGCAUGUGCGCAGUUUGCUGCUAGUUGAAGGACUUCGUUUGGCUCUUCGGCUUGUACGUGUACCCCUUUGUAUAAUCGUUAUUCGAAUUGAAAAAUUGGUGCAUUUAGUGACAUUGAUCGUUGCGUUUGGCACAUGACGACGUAAAUUUUAUCUAAGAUUUAAUCUUAAUAAUUUACGAAAGUAACGAGAUAAUAAAAAGGGAAUAGAAACAUGACUAUCAUCACGAAAGCUAUCAGUGAGAAGAAGGCGUCGGACAAAAAGGAGCAGCCAUUGUUUGUAGAAGAAACUGCUGCGGAUUCUUCAAAAACCGAUUUGGAAGCACAAACCCAAAAACCUAACGUUGGUAGACAUUACUUUGUUGCGCGCAGAAAUAUCCAUAGAAUUCAUGUGACUGCUACGUUCUCAUUGUUCCUUAUUGCAUUGAUGAUAUUAAUAAUCGGUGUAAUAGGGGGUCUUUAUAUAUACAUACAAUAUGCCAGAGCACAAAUACAUAGAUUCCGUACUGGAUGGUAUAGCAUUCCCUAUGAUAAAACGCCGUACAGCGGUGAUAGUAUGCAUCAGGCUAUCAUCGCUGAUUCUAAUUUGUUCAAGAAUUUUGCUAGAGGUCCUGAACCAGAGGAAAUGGAUCUUGAAAAUAAUGUAGACAAUAAUAAGAGUUUUAUUAAGGAACGUUUUGAAAUUGAUCUUGAAAAUGAACAUUACGAAAAGAUUGAUGUGCCAGAUUUUCGUGGCGGUCGUCAAGGACGUUUUAUACAUGAUUUUAACAUUAAUAAAACCGGAAUUAUAGAUAUCGAUGGUCAAUGUUGUUUCGUUAUGCCGUUGAAUCGUCAACGAGUUUUGCCACCGCAUAAUCUUUAUGAUCUUCUUAGAAAAAUGUUUAAUGGUUACUACGAAGUGGAUACAGAUAUUGUACGUGAAACUAUGAAAGUUGUUAUUCCGCCUAUUACUGAUAUGUCUACUGUCGGAACAUACAUUGCUCGUGAAUGCCAAGAUUUGCCAACGUAUAUGCUGAGAAAAGUUAAUCCUACUGUUGUUAAGAGGAGCGCAUCGAGCGGUAUUUUUGCACAAUUUGCUGGGAAAGAUAUCGUAGAAAUUGAUAUUUUGAAUUUGAACGAAUUCCAUAAGUAAAAAGAAGGAAUUUACAUUUUUUAGGCAAUUAAGAUUCAGUAGAUUGAUGUAAAAAAAAAAAAAAAAGAAAAAAAA
Molecule: messenger RNA, 1247 nt
Organism: Polistes canadensis
Lineage: Eukaryota; Metazoa; Arthropoda; Insecta; Hymenoptera; Vespidae
Product: integral membrane protein 2A
Exons: 5
Coding region: 255-1172 (305 amino acids)
Biological process (GO): negative regulation of amyloid precursor protein biosynthetic process
Cellular component (GO): extracellular exosome; plasma membrane; Golgi apparatus
Molecular function (GO): amyloid-beta binding
Source: RefSeq, a predicted model, not a curated record